Messenger RNA from Daldinia childiae, 558 nucleotides. RefSeq names its product Succinate dehydrogenase [ubiquinone] cytochrome b small subunit, mitochondrial. Gene Ontology annotation, biological process: tricarboxylic acid cycle; mitochondrial electron transport, succinate to ubiquinone. Bases 1 to 558 code for a protein of 185 amino acids. The record is from RefSeq and is a predicted model, not a curated record. Gene Ontology annotation, molecular function: heme binding; ubiquinone binding. The transcript is spliced from 3 exons. Gene Ontology annotation, cellular component: membrane; mitochondrial envelope. Lineage: Eukaryota; Fungi; Ascomycota; Sordariomycetes; Xylariales; Hypoxylaceae.
AUGGCUUCCCUCGCUCGUCCCGUAUUGCUCCGGCAGACAGCUUUAGCCGCCUCGACCCGACGAGUUGCAACCACCACAUUCUCUAGACAGCAGCUAAUCCGACCAACGAUUUCGAAAGAUGUCGCGCAAGUUGCUGCCUUCCACGCUUCUAGCAGAAGAAACCUAUUGCCUCCAGGACCACAGGUUAUAAAGGGAUCCGUCAACGACCCGGCGCCGAUCCCCGAGACUAGCCCCUCCCAUGGCUCAUACCACUGGACCUUCGAGCGUCUCGUAGCCGCCGGUAUCAUCCCGCUUACCAUUGCGCCCUUCGCCGGCGGUUCGCUAAACCCCGGUCUUGACGCAAUUCUAUGCUCUCUAUUGCUAGUCCACAGUCAUCUUGGCUUCCAGUCCGUCCUUGUCGACUAUAUUCCUACCAGCCGCUUCCCUAAGUCCCGCAAGGCAUCUAUGUGGCUCCUUAACGCCGCCACCGCCCUCGUCGGCGUCGGCCUGUACGAAUUCGAGACGAACGAUGUCGGUCUAACCGAGGCUGUCAAGAGAGUCUGGAAGGCUCAAGCUUAA